Molecule: messenger RNA, 786 nt
Organism: Aspergillus fumigatus Af293
Lineage: Eukaryota; Fungi; Ascomycota; Eurotiomycetes; Eurotiales; Aspergillaceae
Gene: atsC
Product: SDR family oxidoreductase
Exons: 2
Coding region: 1-786 (261 amino acids)
Molecular function (GO): oxidoreductase activity, acting on the CH-OH group of donors, NAD or NADP as acceptor
Source: RefSeq, a predicted model, not a curated record
AUGGAUUCGAACAGCUCCAACAAGAUCGUGCUGGUCACGGGGGCCAACCAAGGUCUUGGUUUCGCUGUUAUUGAAGUCGCCGGCGUACGCUAUCCGUCCAAUACGUACAUUCUCUGUGCGCGAGACAUCGAGAAGGGCCAGCAGGCGGUCCAUCAGCUCCGUGACCGCGGGGUCGCCGCCAUUGACCUGGUGGAGCUGGACGUGACCAACGACGAUCACAUCGCCGCCGCAGUCAGACAUGUGGAGGCGCAGUACGGACGGCUCGACGUCCUCGUCAACAACGCAGGUUUCGUCCGACUCGGCCAUCAGGACACGAACCUCUCGGAGAUGCGUGCCACGUAUAACGAGUACAUGAAUGUGCAUAUUACAUCGGUGGCCGUGGUGACGCACGCCUUCACCCCGUUGUUGCACCGGUCGCCCGCGCCUAAGGUCAUCAACGUCACCUCCGGGUUGGGGAGCAUCACCAACGUGUUGUCGCCACGGCGGAUGGCGCGCGUCCCGCCGUACGGCGCCAGCAAGGUGGGGAUGAAUGGGCUGACAGCGCACCUGCAGGUGAGCGAGAAUGAGAGGGUGGCAGCGGGGGAGGCGAAAGCGCCUCGGAUCCGCUUCUUUAUCUCGAACCCAGGGUUACUGAAGACGGCGUUCUCUAAUUACAUUGCGUGGGGGAAGGAGCCGCAGGCGGGGGCGGAGAGUAUCGUGCAGCUGAUGGGCGAUGAGGAGGGGAAGUUUGAUCACGCCAUGCAAUGGGAGCAUGAGGAGGGGGAGAUGCGUGUUGUGCCGUGGUGA